AUGGAUCAACCAUCUCCAAGCCGUGCCUCAUCACCCGGCACAACAAAGCCAUCGGCCGUCCUACACGAAAAACCAGACCACUCCGACCCAGAACACACAUCCGUCCUCCACGGCAAUGUCACAGUCCAGUCCAUCAAGCCCUUCACCACCCUCUCCGCCCUGGGCAUCGGCUACGGCACCACCAACACCCCCAUCGGCCUGCUUCUAGUCCUCGGCACCGCCCUCCCCAUGGGCGGCUCGCCUCUCUUCUUCUGGGGAUUCCUCAUCAUGGCUGUCGUGGGUCUCGCGACGGCCACCACGCUCGCCGAGCUGGCCUCUGCGAUGCCUCACCCCGGCGGCCAGUACAUCUGGGUGAACCGCCUGGCACCGCCUCGAUAUCGACGGUUCCUGUCGUAUCUCACCGCGCUUGUUAGCUGGCUGGCCGCCGUGGCGACGGGCUCUUCGUCGUGCUUGUCCGUGCCUACUGGUCUUUGUGCAAUUAUAUCGCUCCUGAACCCUAAUUUUGUGUAUAAGCGGUGGAUGGGGUUCGUCGGCUUUCAGCUGCUCAACCUGCUGACUGUCUUUGGGGCGAGCUUCGAAAUGGCCCUGCCUCGGAUCUCAAAGGUCAUGCUGCUGUUUAGCUGUCUGACUAUUGGUGUUAUUUUCAUUACUUUGUUUGCCAUGUGCGAUAACCAGCGCAUGUCCGCAAAGGACUUCUUCCUUACGUCCCUCAACGUUACUGGGUGGCCGAAGGGGGUUGCUUUCAUCAUGGGCAUGAAUGGUGCGAAUUGGAGCUUUUCGUGUCUCGAUGUAGCUACCCAUUUGGCUGAGGAGAUGCCUCGUCCUGCUACUGAUAUCCCCAAGGCGCUGAUGUGGACCAUCGUGGUUGGCUUCAGCACCGGUCUCCUUGUUGUUACAUCUGUACUCAUCAACGCCGGUACCAUUGGUGCAGAAGACGACCUCACAGCAUUGGGUCUAUUCUACCGCAUCACGCAGAGCAAGGCCGCCGCCGUGGGCCUCUGGAUUCCCGUUCUGAUAACCACCGCCGGCGCAGUCUGGUCUAUACAGACGUGGCAAUCUCGUCUCGCGUGGACCAUCAGCCGUGAAGCCGGCUUCCCUCUGCAUCGCCAUCUCAGCAAGAUUACGCCAGCGCCGCUACACACCCCUACAUGGUCGUUGUUGUUUUCCGCCACCGGCACCGCCAUUUUCGGCUGUCUUUAUCUCGGGUCUGAACUCGCCUUCAACUCCCUCAUCUCCACGGGCCUGCUGCUCCAGUACAUCAGCUACAGUAUUCCGGUUAUUCUUGUCCUGUGUCAGGGCCGCUCUAACUUUAAGCACGGCCCAUUUUGGUUCCCGAAGCUGGGGUUGCUGGCGAACAUUACCAUGCUUGCCUGGUCUGUGGUGGCGCUGGUGUUCUACUGCUUCCCGAAUUACCUUCCUGUGCUGGCGUCGCAGAUGAAUUAUGCGGCGCCUGUGCUGGCUGGGGUUUUUAUUGUCAUUCUUUCGCUGUGGUUCUUGCAUGCCAAGAAUAUAUAUGAGGUGAAGGAGAUUUUGGCCUAG
Messenger RNA from Pochonia chlamydosporia 170, 1539 nucleotides. Its product is annotated as choline transport protein. Bases 1 to 1539 code for a protein of 512 amino acids. NCBI's taxonomy places the organism in Eukaryota, Fungi, Ascomycota, Sordariomycetes, Hypocreales, Clavicipitaceae. Gene Ontology annotation, biological process: transmembrane transport. Gene Ontology annotation, molecular function: transmembrane transporter activity. Gene Ontology annotation, cellular component: membrane. The record is from RefSeq and is a predicted model, not a curated record. The transcript has a single exon.